Sinocyclocheilus rhinocerous is the source of this 4437-nucleotide messenger RNA. Its product is annotated as serine/threonine-protein kinase WNK1-like. The record is from RefSeq and is a predicted model, not a curated record. Lineage: Eukaryota; Metazoa; Chordata; Actinopteri; Cypriniformes; Cyprinidae. Gene Ontology annotation, biological process: protein phosphorylation. The coding region runs from base 484 to 4437 and encodes 1317 amino acids. Gene Ontology annotation, molecular function: ATP binding; protein serine/threonine kinase activity. The transcript is spliced from 14 exons.
GAGGCAGAGGGAUGUUGGGAAUGAUCCUGUGAUUGGAGCAGCGGCGCUGGGCGUGGAGGAGCAGCGUUCAGAAGAUGCAGUGAACUGAAUGAGAUGCGGCUGAGCUUCGAGGCGACACUCCUGCAAAUGCGCAGCGCGUGAUUUAUCGUGUUUUAUCGGUGGUCAGCGCGUCAUCUCUGCCGCUCGCUGUCGCGUUAAACACCGCCGCUGCUCUGAAGAUCUGCCACCGUCUACGCGAGCUUUCUCAUGUGAGUUACCCAUCAUCUCUGCUUUAUGUUCGUUGCAUAUGACGGAGGAUAUUAUAGCUGUGGCACCUGCAGUAGCUCGCGCUCAUCAUCAUCAUCAUCGCUUCAAGCGUUCAUUCGUUUGCAAGCCGUAUUACUGGAUGGACGUGUUAUCGCUGAUGUUUGGGAAAAUGCGUCAGUGCUGCCGCUCCCCUGCGGUUCGAUCUUGAGCGGCACAAACGUGUGACUGAUUCAAACCAUGGAGCCCAAACCCGACUGCUGCGCCUCAUCCGUGCCCAACUCUCAGUGCGAGCUGCAGCUCAACAUCUACGAGACCAUCAGCGAGGGGAAUGUGAAUAAACUGGAGAGCUCAGCGCUGGUGCGCGCCGGCAGCGACCCUAGCUCCUAUCCCUCCUCCAAACGCCAGAGGUUCAUCCGCAGGAGCCUGUGGUUCACCGAUAAUGACGAGCCCCAGGCCGACGACUGCAACCCGGAGUGCGAGGAGCAGAGGAAGAUGCUCAGCAUCAACCUGAGGACCAUUGUGGACCGAACCCUGGCCGUCCGAUCCGGUUUACAGGAGGGAUCGAGCACGGAGAGCCAGAAGGCCCAGAAGGAGCUGGAGAGCGGCAGCGCAGACGAGGAGCGAACGGAGCUCAGAGCGGACAGCGUGAAGACUCACGUAAAGGCGGCCAGCGAGGAGAACGAGGAGGAGGCUGAGAUGAAGGCCGUGGCCACCUCUCCCGGCGGACGCUUUCUCAAGUUUGACAUCGAGAUCGGCCGCGGCUCCUUCAAGACGGUCUACAAGGGCCUGGACACGGACACCUGGGUGGAGGUGGCCUGGUGUGAACUUCAGGACCGCAAGCUGACGAAGGUGGAGAGGCAGCGCUUUAAAGAGGAGGCUGAGAUGUUGAAGGGUCUCCAGCACCCAAACAUCGUGCGCUUCUAUGAUUUCUGGGAGUCUCCGCUGAAGGGGAAGAAGUGCAUCGUGCUGGUCACAGAGCUCAUGACGUCAGGCACGCUCAAAACGUAUCUGAAGCGCUUCAAGGUGAUGAAACCCAAAGUGUUGCGCAGCUGGUGUCGUCAGAUCCUCAAAGGCCUGCACUUCCUUCACACACGCACUCCUCCCAUCAUCCACCGGGACCUGAAGUGUGACAACAUCUUCAUCACGGGGCCCACGGGCAGCGUGAAGAUCGGAGACCUGGGUCUGGCCACGCUCAAAAGAGCCUCCUUUGCCAAGAGUGUGAUCGGUACGCCGGAGUUCAUGGCCCCAGAGAUGUAUGAGGAGCACUACGAUGAGUCCGUGGACGUCUACGCGUUUGGCAUGUGCAUGCUGGAGAUGGCCACAUCUGAAUACCCAUAUUCAGAGUGCCAGAACGCCGCUCAGAUCUAUCGCAAGGUCACCAGCGGGGUGAAACCUGCCAGUUAUAAUAAAGUGAUGGAUCCUGAGGUCAAAGAGAUCAUUGGCGAGUGUAUUUGUCAGAAUAAAGAGGAGCGUUACUCCAUCAAGGACCUGCUGAAUCACGCGUUCUUCGCGGAGGACACCGGCGUGAGGGUGGAGCUGGCGGAGGAGGAUGACGGCUUGAAGACGUGCAUCGCGCUGAAGCUGUGGGUGGAGGAUCCCCGCAAGCUGAAGGGCAGGUACAGGGACGGAGGAGCCAUCGAGUUCAGCUUCGACCUGGAGAAGGAGGUCCCUGAAGCCGUGGCGCAGGAGAUGGUUGAGUCUGGUUUCUUCCAUGAGAGCGAUGCAAAGAUAGUGGGCAAGUCUCUCCGUGACCGAGUGGCUCUGAUUAAGUGGCGCAGGGAGAGGACGGUGCCGAGGGCCUCACAGGCCGUGCCGGGCGAGACGGGGCCCGUCCUCUGUGAACCGCCUGGUCUGCUGGAGCCUGAAGAGCCGGAGGUGGAUCAGCAUGUCCACGUGUGUCCGCUCGGUGCCAGGACCACCUCCACCACAUCUGACAGUGGCAUCGGUUCGACUGUGUACUCGGACUCCCACAGUGGUCUGCACAGUGUCAUAUACCAGUCUUUACAGGAAUCUGUCUCCACAGCAAACCAGCAGGGUGCACAUCAUGAAAGCUCUUCUGUAAAUGAGUUAAUCCGUUUCCUGCUCCGACCCACAAGUCCUGCCUCCUUUCAAAUACCACGAGACCAAUCAGAGAUGACAGAAGAUGGAUUGGGAAGUUCUCGCUCUGGAAAUUUGCUGCUCGCUCCUUCGCCUGUAACGACUCGCCGCUAUAGCGACACAUCAGUGGGGCCGUCCUCUGAGACAAAGGGGGAGGAGUCUAUCUCAAUGGCAAGGCAGGGGCGUCGGCUUUCUUUAAACCCCACCCCUCACCAGCCACCGUCCCCGUGUCAGGUCUGCUUAUCCUUAUUUCUGCUUGGGACAUGUGCAGAUAGAAGACAUUUGCCCUAUUCUUUAUUUCCAAUUCCUCACGUCCCUGAUGUCCGCAGAGGCUCCUUCAGUGAGACCUCUGACCUCUCCCAGCUUAACAAAUCUCUGGAGAGCAUCAUGGGCCACAGACAUCAGCCCGAGAGAGGGCAGUACCGGCCUGCCCGCAGCCACAGCGAUGAGGGGCACACCCUGGAGCCGCCUCGUGAUGGACUGACCUCCCGUCGCAGAGCCAGUUUUUGUUCUGGCGAGCGCUCUCUGGCUGAUGCGUCUUCUGUUCUGAGAGUCCAAAGCCAGGCUGCACCUGCCGCAGCUCAACACAUGCAGACGUUCCCUCCUGUCUCCUCAGAGACCCCCGCACAGCCCGCCAGACAGAAUCUGUCCACUCCCCUGCCGCUGGCGCUUCUGCAGGGUGUCUCGAUCGCACCACAAACCAUGGAUCAACAGCAGCUUGCACCUACAGGUCAGACUGCCGAGCUGAACGCACAGGCCCACGCCCUCCAAACUGCAGCGUCGCAUCAGCCAUUCUCUGUGCCACAGAGUGCCGCGGGUCCGAGUUACCAUCCUGCCGGGGCAGAGCUAGCAAAUGCACAGACAUUUCUACCUGUGCAGCUCACUGCAGUCGCAACUGCACACAGUCUCCCAUCUAAAACAGAAGCAGCGCUGCCUGCAGAUCAGAGCUUUCAGAGCGGAGCCUCCAGCGUGCAGCAUAUCCCACCAGCAUCUGCACAGACUCGACAAACACCUGUGUUACAACAUUUGCAGCAACUCACUGAGAAUGCCACAACAGAUGGACAACUCCGAGACUUCUCAAACAUGCAGCAAACUGCUCCUGUGCAGCUGAGCCAGACAGGCCCUGCACCACCUAUCCCACAGCUCUCCAUUCAGACACAGCUGAUGGACAACUGGCAGCAAGGAGGACAGUCUACCUCCAGUCUGCUGACACAACCUGUUCCUCCUCCUCCUCCAGCUUACCUCACACAGUUUCCUUCCAUUAACUCAGCUCAGUCAGUCGGGACCCCUCUUCCUGGAUGUGACCCGUACCCCGCCUGCUUUCCCUCUGUGCAGUCAUCCCUCAGUCUGCCUGUCCCGACACACCCCAACAUCUCGCUAGUGUCAUGUUCGCAGAUGGAGAUCUCUGCGCUAACCCUGUACCCCCACCUGUCCUCCAUUUCUCCUAUACCCACACAAUGUCCCGCUCCACCCUUUGCUGCUCCAGUGUUCGCGCCUCCAUUUCCCACAAUUCACCAGUACCAGCAGGCCUAUUCUGUUGCUCAGCAGUCCGCCAUAAACUCCAUGGCCACUCUCUCCCAACAUUCCCACAGUCAGGCCACACCCACAGCACACCAAAGUCUCCACCUCUCACCAAACCCCGCCUCUAUGUGUGUCAGAGUCCCUCCCACUAUAAAAGCUCCACCCACCCAGGGAGUCUUGACCAGCCAUUUCCAAACUGUUCACGUGGACCAGAACUCGUCCAGUAGCUCCGAUCACGUCCGUGUUUCUCCGAUGAUGACACACAUGACUCCAGCUCCUGCCCCGAGCUCCAGCGUCAGCCAUAAUGCGCCUCAGCCUCCCGCAGUACCGCAGCUCUCGCCCUUCAGACCCGUCCUCGACACAUUCGGCUCUGCGGUGCCCGUGGACCCAAACCAGGCUCCUCAGCACUCCAGCCCAGCCUCUUUACCCACCGUCCCGCAUUCAGGAGCCGGUGCCAGCCUGAGCCAGCAGAACAGCAGUGUUAAGCCAGCACUGCAGCAGCACGACAGCACCAGCGGAUGUGGAGGAGCUCCAACUGAAGUAUGCUCUGAGGUAAAACUCUUCUUCAAAUGA